Molecule: messenger RNA, 1488 nt
Organism: Cladophialophora psammophila CBS 110553
Lineage: Eukaryota; Fungi; Ascomycota; Eurotiomycetes; Chaetothyriales; Herpotrichiellaceae
Exons: 5
Coding region: 1-1488 (495 amino acids)
Biological process (GO): fungal-type cell wall (1->3)-beta-D-glucan biosynthetic process
Cellular component (GO): fungal-type cell wall; cytoplasm
Molecular function (GO): 1,3-beta-glucanosyltransferase activity
Source: RefSeq, a predicted model, not a curated record
AUGAGUGCUCAACCAGCCUUGAUCCUCCUGGUCCUUGCGGCCAUCUGCACCACCAUAAAUGCCAUUCCCACUAUCUCAGCCGUCGGUUCCAAGUUCUUCACGAGCGACGGCAACCAAUUCUUCAUCAAAGGUGUGGCCUACCAGCUCGUCGAAGAUGACCCUCUCGUGAACACCACCCAAUGCAAACUGGAUGCCGCGCUCAUGCAGCAGUUGGGCGCCAACACAAUUCGUGUGUACCACGUGGACGCCACUGCAGAUCAUUCAGGUUGCAUGAACGCUUUCGCUGAUGUUGGGAUCUAUCUGUUUGUGGAUAUGGACAGCUUCAAAACAUACAUCCGAUACGAAUCUGACUCGUCGUGGACCGCGAACAAAUCGGCGUCGUAUCGAGCUGUUAUGGACAACUUCCAACAAUACGACAACACCGCCGGCUUUUUCGUGGGCAACGAGGUGCUCAAUGUUUUGGCUGAUUCUGGAGCUGCCCCUUAUCUUCUCUCUGCCGCCGUCGACCUCAAGAGCUACCGAGACGCCAAAGGCUACCGCAAGAUUCCCAUCGGCUAUUCGGCGACAGACACUGCCGUGCUUCGACCUAUGCUUCAGGACUACUUGGUGUGCCGUCCUAACGUGACCGAACGCCUCGAUUUCUAUGCAUUGAACAGCUACGAAUGGUGCGGGUCGACUCCUGAUUUUCAAACUUCUGGAUACAUUGGGUUGCAAGCGCUUGCCGAGAAUUAUCCGGUCCCCAUCUUCUUUUCAGAGGAUGGUUGCAAUACCGUGCCACCACGAACAUUCGACGAUCAAGCUGCAAUCUUUGGUCCGCAGAUGGUUGACACCUGGUCUGGGGCCAUUAUCUACGAGUGGAUUCAGGAAAUGAACGCUUACGGACUCGUCUCAUAUGGUCCGCCGGUCGGACCAGACGUCAACGUGGGGUCGACCAUCGUGCAAGGAUUCACCCGUCAAGGAGUCCCGACUCCGGUGUCGCCGGACUUCAGUAACCUCCAACAACAAUGGAUGACGCUGAAUCCCACCGGCGUGAGUUCAGCUCAGUACGCGGCGACGGUCAAGACCACUCCACCGACUUGCCCAAGUUCUACCGCCGGAGGAUGGACAGUGGACCCUAGCGCGCCUCUCCCCACGAUCGGAGUUGGAGCCGUUUCAGCAGGUAUGCCAAGCGGCGUGCCGAAGGGCAGCAUUACAGUGGCCUCUUCUGCCGCCGGGACCCCUUCUCCUUCUACUUUGCUUUCUGUUCUCACUUCUUCCACGUUGCUGUCCGCGUCGACUUCGCAGACCAGUAGUACUUACAGCUCGACAGUCACCCCGUCGAUCAGCUCGAAGGCCAGCAGCACUACAUCCGGGGGCGCCAGCUCGGCGACCUCAGAAGGAGCUGCUGGCAGAACCGUUUCCGGACCUCCAUCGUCCAAGGAUGCUGGGAUUAUCGGCAUGGCACUUGCGUUGGUGACCGUGGGCGCCGGUGUGAUGGUAUGGCUGUGA